This is a messenger RNA of Cooperia oncophora, 360 nucleotides long. The record is from the annotation of a GenBank genome assembly. NCBI's taxonomy places the organism in Eukaryota, Metazoa, Nematoda, Chromadorea, Rhabditida, Trichostrongylidae.
AUGUGUACUGACGUCCCGUCUAACUCAUUCAUUGCUCUUGACGACUUCAACAGUACCAAGGAAUUGGGCAAUUAUUUGAACUAUCUGCGCAAGAACGACACUGCGUAUCUGAAAUACUUUGAAUGGACCAAACACUAUAGAAUACCAUCCACCUAUAAAAGUGACGCGUUAUGUAGGCUCUGCAGCGACAUCUACCAUGAGAAACAUCUCGAGAUCGAAGACAUCGUUAAGUAUUACCUCCACAAUCAAUGCUCAGAUAGCCAUACUGUUUUGCUCCGUAGGAACACUGGAAGUUUUGUUUUUUCUCCGAUUGAAGCUCUUUCUCAGUUACUGAGAACUCUUGGACUAGCGCUCAGUUAA